Messenger RNA from Rhodotorula toruloides NP11, 993 nucleotides. Its product is annotated as mitochondrial large ribosomal subunit YmL35. Bases 1 to 993 code for a protein of 330 amino acids. The record is from RefSeq and is a predicted model, not a curated record. The transcript has 7 exons. Lineage: Eukaryota; Fungi; Basidiomycota; Microbotryomycetes; Sporidiobolales; Sporidiobolaceae.
AUGCACCGCUCACGCCUGCUCGUGCGCCCCUGCUCGCGCCUCCUCUCAACCAGCGCACCCACACGCGCCGCCUCUGCCGCACCCGCGUACCGACCGCCCGUCGAGCCCGGCACCCUCCCAGCGUUCGACGCCGCAGUCGACUACAUCGCGCGCGACCGCCAGCAGAAACUCGACAAGCUCGAGCAGUUGAGGAAGGAUGCGGGUGCGACAGAGACGCAGCUGGAGAAGCUCGAGGUCGAGGCGUGGAGCAACGACCCAGAGACCCGAUGGAGGGCAAGGAACGGACUCGCCGACUUCUCCAAGCCCGUCUACCGGCACCUCGCCGAGCGAGCAUGGCGAAACGAAGGCGACCUCGCUAUCCUCAUGCAACGCGUGACGCAGAUGAACGUCAUCCCCGACGUCGUGGGCGACAUCUACCCCGAACUCGACUUGCGGAUCCAAAUUGCAGGCGAGACGAUCGAGCCGGGUGUCUUUACGCUUCCUGCGCAGACCCGGGAAGGGAUCGAGGUGUCGGCUCAGGUCUUCCACCCGGAGGAGAAGCUGUACACUUUGCUCCUCGUCGACCCUGACGUGCCUGACGAACUGAACACCUCGUUCACCACCUACGCGCACUGGCUCAUCCCCAACAUCCCUCUCAGCGCCACCACCUCUCCCACGCUCUCCUCCCUCCCUCCCGCCACUCUCUCCUACACCCCUCCGCACCCGCAAAACGGCACACCCUACCACCGCUACACCCUCCUCCUCCUCUCCCAACCCUCCCCGCUCUCCCUCCCCUCCGAGAGCGAGAUCAAGAGGCGCGGAUUCGACGUCCGUUCGUUCGUCGCCCAACACAAGCUCGAACCCAAGGGCGUCAGUUUCUUCCGCCAGGUUUGGGAUAGGGACGUUAGUGCUAUCUACCGCGAGGUCUUUCAAAAGCCUGAGCCGAGGUUUGCUAGGAGGAUGCCGGACGAGGGGAAGGACGAGCAGAGGCCGCCCAAGUAUGAGCUUUACUAG